Molecule: messenger RNA, 1709 nt
Organism: Echinops telfairi (small Madagascar hedgehog)
Lineage: Eukaryota; Metazoa; Chordata; Mammalia; Afrosoricida; Tenrecidae
Gene: LUZP4
Product: leucine zipper protein 4
Exons: 7
Coding region: 2-1465 (487 amino acids)
Source: RefSeq, a predicted model, not a curated record
GAUGGCUUCGCUUUCAACCCUCAACAGCCCUGAGAAUGCGCCGGCGGCCCCUGACUUGGGUAUUCUAGAACUUUCUCUAGAUGACAUAAUAAUCCUUCAACAGAUGAGUGACAUAGACAAUGAGGAAAUCGGUUGGCUGCAGACCCCAGAAAGAAAUAGAUCUGAUUCAGAAUCAGGUAAGCACAGCGAUGGCUUACAGAAAGGCAACUCAAAAUUAAGACGCAAUGUUGAAGAAAAAAAUGGUGAUGGAAAAUAUCCUUCUGGAUUUAACAAGCAAUAUUUCAUCGUGCAGGACUCUUGGGAUGCUGAUUGUAAGUCUCAAUCAAAGAUCACAGGCCAAUCCGUGGAGAACAAGCAUCGGUCAGAAGGAAAAUCAAAAGCUCAAGGCAAAUCGAAAAGAGAUCGUCACCACUUAGAGAGGGCUAGAGGUCACUCAGGGAAAUUUGGAAACCAGUCAACAAAAUCUCAUAGCCAUUUUGGGGAAUCUCGUGACAAGUCAGAGAGAUCUCAUGGCCAAUCAGGGAAAUCUCAAGGCUGUUCCAAGAGAUCUCAUGGGCGGUCUGGGAGGCCUCGAGAUAAGACCGAGAAAUCUCGUAACAACUCUGAGAGAGGUCAUGACAAAUACAAGCGAUCUUGUGAUGAGUCGGAGCGGUCCGGCCACAAGUCCGAGAGAUCUCGCAACAAGUCUGAGAGAUCUCGCGACAAGUCUGCGAGAUCACGUGGCCGGUCAAGGCGAUCUCAUGGCCCGCCAAGGCGAUCUCAUGGCCCGUCAAGGCGAUCUCAUGGCCGGUCAAGGCGAUCUCAUGGCCGGUCAAGGCGAUCUCAUGGCCGGUCAAGGCGAUCUCGUGAGCCUUUUAUUAGCCGUGGUAGCCGUUUAGAGAAAUAUUGUGACCUUUCAGAGGCAUACCGUGACCUUUCAGAGAAAUGCUAUGAUGAAUUGGUGAGCUGUCGUGAUGAGAUAAUGCUCUAUCGUCGUAGCUUCUCAGAGAGAUAUCCUGGUGCUUUGUUGAGCCAGCCUAGAAAUGCAGAGAGAUAUCCUGGUGAAUUCAUGAGAUACUCUAGCUACUUAGGGAGAUAUCCUGAUGAAUCGUUGAGCUAUUAUGGCUGCUCUGAGACCCUUUGUAGCUAUUCAGAGAGAGAUUGUGGCUACCCACAGAGAGUAUAUGACCAAAAUGAGAGAGAAUUUGUUAACUAUGAGAGAGCUGGUGACAGAUUAGAUAGAUACCAAGAAUUUUCGGAGAGAUCUUAUAUCCGCUCAGCAAAUUAUGAGCAACCAGGGAAAUACCAAAGAUACUUACCAAGAGGAAAAUUCAUACCACACGAAAUUGACAGGUCUUGUGUACUAAAAAGAAGGGAGGAAUGUUUGCAGAGACAGAUGGCCUACAGAGAGAAUCAACAGAACAAGAGCAGAGGGAUAACAUGGGGAUAUGAUCAAACUGCUGAUGAAAAUUAUUUCAGAGGUUAAAGAGUGGCUUCCACUCACUGAGAUUCCUGAAGACAAGAUUAAAGCAAGAUCGACCUCCCGUUCCGAAGCAAACAUUUAGUAAUCAAAGGGUUUCAGUUUACAGAGAUACUGCUCUGAGAUCUGAUGAAGAGCAAGCAUACGCUUUCAAUAUUGUUUCAAUGUUACUAACCUUUCAUAGAUCUGUUCGUUGUAUUUUUUCCUAAAUAAGCUUUAACAUGAAUAAUCUUUCCAAACUAAGUGUUCA